Molecule: messenger RNA, 3379 nt
Organism: Cloeon dipterum
Lineage: Eukaryota; Metazoa; Arthropoda; Insecta; Ephemeroptera; Baetidae
Product: beta-3 adrenergic receptor-like
Exons: 4
Coding region: 172-1548 (458 amino acids)
Biological process (GO): G protein-coupled receptor signaling pathway
Cellular component (GO): membrane
Molecular function (GO): G protein-coupled receptor activity
Source: RefSeq, a predicted model, not a curated record
GCGUUGGGGGCGGCUCGGCGGCUCCGGCUGCUGCCUCCACUCAGUGUUUCUUGGGGAAGCGCCUGCUGCGGCCGCCGCCUCUCGAUCGCCACUCUCCAGCAGUUUGUGCCGCCGAGACUCUUCAGCAGCUCUGCGACGCCGAUGAUGUAGGAACGGGUCAAGAGCCGCGGCAUGGACAGCAUCGGCUUGACAACGGGUGCGUCGCUAAGCUCGGCGGCGGUCGGCGGAGACGUGAACGACUCGGCCGCCUUCUCUCUGUACGCAGCGACCGAAAUGCGCGUCAGCACCACCCUGUCGUCCUACCUCAACUCGAGCCAGAGCCCGGUGUCGGUGGCGCCGGACAAGAACUGGCACUCGCCGGUCGUGGUCAGCGUCGCCAUCUUUCUGGUCAGCCUCUUCUCGCCGCUGAUCGUGGGCGGAAACGCGCUGCUGCUCGGCGCCCUAUACCGCUUCAAGCGGCUGCGCACGCCCAGCAACUACUUGGUUGUCGCCCUGUCGACGGCCGACGUCGGCAUCGGCAUGCUACUGCCCUUGCACCUCUACCUCGAGCUGUCGCAGCACACGCCACGCACCCUCAACCUCUGCCUCGCGCCCUACUGCGUCGCCAUCGCCCUCGGCAGCGUCUCCCUCUGCGCCAAGGCGGCCAUCGCCGCCGACCGCUUCACCUCCCUCGCCCAACCCCUCAGAUACAACAACCUGGUGACGCACACUUCUGUCAAGCGCUACGUGAUCAUGAUUUGGACGUAUUCGCUGUCUGUGGGCUUCUCGCCGCUGGUGUGGCAGGGGCUGCACGGCGGCGUCGUGGUCAGCCAGUGCUCGUUCACCCGCGUCAACCAGCGGGUGCAAAUUUUCAUUUUGUCAACCGUGUUUGCGCCGUGCACCCUCAUCAUCCUCACGUGCUACUGCUACAUUUACGUCGUCGCCAGGUACCACGCGCGGGCCAUCUUCACGGUGGAGCUGUCGCUGCGUCGUCCGUCGACGGUGCCGCAGAUCAACACGCCGACGACGGCGGCGGGCGCGGUCGGGGCCGCGCAGACGACGAACCAGUCGAGCCGGUACGGGCAGACGCUGGCGCUGACGGUGGGUCUGUUCCUGCUGCUGUGGCUGCCGUUCGUGGGCACGAUGGCGUGGGACGUGGUGCGCGACGCGCGGCUGCUGGAGCGCGGGUGGCUGCCGGCCGGGCUGUCGCUGCCCAUUUUCGUGAGCAGCGCGCUCAACCCGUGGGUGUACGGCUACCACAACGCCGAGGUGCGCGUGUCCGUGCAGCGCGUGUGGCACGAGCUGCUGGCCAAGAUGGGCCUCGGCUCGGACAGCGCGUGCCGCAACACCUUCAUCACCACCGACGUGCACAGCUACGCGAGCAACGCGCGCCUCUGCGCCGUCUCGCCGCACCACCUGCACCCCGGCCACCAACAGUGCCACGUGCGCAGCCUGCUCUUGCCCAACAGGGACACCCUCGAGUGCAGCACCCUCGGCAGCGCCGCCAAGGAGACCGUCGUCCACCUCGAGGUCGUCGCGCACGCCAGGAGCGCAAAGUCUGACAUUUGACCCGAGCACGAGGCGCCGCCAACCGCCCUCGACGAGACCAUCGUCUGAGUGUGAUGCCAUUUCCGAACACAUUUAAGUACAUUUUGGUUCGUGCACUAUAUUUUGCUUUGUCUCGAAAUUAGAAUGUCCGGAACGAAAAAAUUGGUGUGCCAAAAAUGUUCAAAGCAAAAAAUCCUAUUUCAUAUUCUCUUGACCCUUGGAAGAUAGAUGUGGGUACAUAGCUGCAAACCCCAAGGCUUAGGAUUUUUAUUUUAAAAUAAUUCAUCCCUUGCAAUUUCCUCCCCCUUUGUCACCCUAUUUUUAAUCAGAAAUGACGGCAUUUAUUAGUGUUCUCAAGAAAAAAAUGGAUACUUGAUGUACGAUGUUACAAACCAACCCGUUUCAAUUUCAUCCCUUUAAAAUAACCCUCAUGAUAGAAAUUAUUGAGUUAUUUUUAUUAUUUGGUAAAGUAUUUUUUUAUUAAUAUAAUUGAAAUAAAACAUUUUGGGUCAGCAGUUUGGAAUCCUAAAGUGGAAUCAGUUGUUACAUCAGCCCCUAAAGCAUUUGUCGUCCCUGGUCUUUCAUUUAUGAGUGAUUUGUUUUAUUUCUUUGCCUUAAAAUAUUCCAUACAAUUUAGCUAAUCCUCAUUUUUCCAUCAUAAUUCGUCCCCUCAAACCUUAAACAUCCAUUUGUUAUUCCAUUAUCAGGACAAACAAGCGUAUUAUCUCUCUGUUAACUGAAUUUCGCGGCUUCUAUCUUAGGAAAGGUGUUAAUUUAAAUAAAAAUAGAUUUUAAUGUCAGUAAAUGUUUUGGUGAGCGCUUAAAACUAUUUUUGUAACUGUGGAAACGGAAACGCAUGACAAUUUAUUCAGAAAACUAUUUUCUUCGGCAAUUUAAUCAGUAUGAUGUAUAGCUCUUACUUUUCUGUGAAAAUGAAUGUGUGAGAAGCAAAAACAUACUGCUCUGAGAUUAUCCUAUGCCCUCUUUUAAACUCAAACUAUAAUGGCUUUUGCAGAAAAUUGCUGGUGUAAUAUGUAUCUGACAAAAUGCAAGAAGCAAGUCCAACUGCUCGGAUUAUCGGCGCAACGCCUUGCCAAAUGAUAAAAUAUUUAUGAAUGAAUUUUAUCAUUCACAACUGUUAUUUAAAGAAAAAAAUCGAUAAAUAAUGUAAUCUACAAAAAUCUUUGAUUAACUAUAGCAUCAGAGAUUCAUGUGAUUCGCUCAAGCAUAGGAAUUGUAAUGAAUAUAGCGAUUUAAUAUUAGGAUUUAUUUUUGCCAGAAGAGAUGCAUUUAAUUAGCGCCGUGUUAAUUAGAAAAAAAUACAAAAGUGCUUGAAUAUUAAUCGAUCGAAAUUCGGUAAUAUAUCAUAAGAGAUGAAAAAAUGUACAAUUAAUUAUAAUUUUAAAGAAGUACGGAGACGAGCAGAGAGUGAGUUUUACGGUAUUUCGUGUUUAGUAUAACGAGAUGUGAUAUUAAAAUGGUUAAAACGUGUUUGUUAAAUAACCCAACCGUGUAGUGAACGAGGAAAAUUUAUCAGGUCCGUCCAUAAGUUCAUUCGAUUGGAGAACACAUUCCGAUGAAAUGGAAGCGCGUUAAUUUAGGUGUACGCAAAGAAAUCUAUAUGUGUUGCAGAAUUUCAAACCUCAUCGUCGCAGUGUUGAUUAAUUGUAAUGUUCCUCUCACGUAACCAAAUUUAUAAUUCGCGCUGUAUGAAAACAUGUCUACUAAUUUAUCUCUCUCACACAGUUCUCACAAGACUCCAUUAUUUAAAAGAUGGCCUACAAGGGAAUUGCUGAAAAAUGUGACUGGAUCUCAAAAGGAAAUAAUAAAUUUAUCCUUAGUGUUUGCUCGA